UCCCAACUCACCUGUGUUAUUCAUGCCUCGUGCCUUGGUCGAGUUUGACAGGUUAUGUUGUUCCCGGAAGCGUAAUAAGUAAAGCAAUUUGAAAUAUAUCAGUUUUAAUGUUAAUUAAAGAGAAAUGUCUCAUGAGAAACCGUGCCGAACGUGUAUGGAUUUCAAAUCGUGGGCUAAAAUUCAGAAACAAACAUUCGACUCGGAAAAAGAAUCCGAAAAACAGGGAAAAGACGACAAUGUAGCUACUGCGGCGACCAAUAGGGAAAAUUGUCCUUUAGACAAGGAUGAACUGGGCUCGAAAACUUGGUCAUUUCUACACACAAUGGCAGCUUAUUAUCCCGAUACCCCUACGAGUGAACAGAAAACUGACAUGAAAUCAUUUUUUUACACAUUCUCAGAAUUUUAUCCUUGCACCGCUUGUGCGGAGGAUUUAAGGAAACAACUAAAAGUUUCCCCACCUCAAACUAACUCGCAAUAUCAACUUAGCCAAUGGCUUUGUUCGAUACAUAACGAGGUUAAUAAGAAACUUGGAAAACCAGAAUUUGAUUGUAAACUAGUAAAUCAAAGGUGGAGAGAUGGAUGGUUGGACGGCUCGUGCGAUUGACACGGGUAAAGACAGUAGUUUGUUACAAGUAGCUAACAAGAUAUAAUUAUUAAAUCAUUUAUAGUUUAAUUACAAAAUUAAUAAGAGUAGUUUAUUUAAAAAUGGAAAUGAAAGAUGCACUUCAUUUCCCAGGGGUCUUCCAUUGUACGAAUGGGAUUUGUACCUUUAGAAAUUGUUCCCAGCAGAGAACGAUACACUGUAUAAAUAAAUAAGGCACUGCAGGUCAUCUUGCAAGUAGUUAGGAAACAUUGUAAAAUAGUUGUAAAAAUGAUGACUAGCAUAUAUGCGUUAAAUUUUUAGCUGGAUGAAAUAGGAAUCGUAGACUGUGGUUGCAGUACAGUAAAUAAAGUAGCGGUAGAUCGUG
This is a messenger RNA of Orussus abietinus, 968 nucleotides long. It is a transcript of the gene Alr, whose product is annotated as FAD-linked sulfhydryl oxidase ALR. The transcript has 2 exons. Gene Ontology annotation, molecular function: flavin adenine dinucleotide binding; flavin-dependent sulfhydryl oxidase activity. Bases 125 to 604 code for a protein of 159 amino acids. Gene Ontology annotation, cellular component: mitochondrion. The record is from RefSeq and is a predicted model, not a curated record. Lineage: Eukaryota; Metazoa; Arthropoda; Insecta; Hymenoptera; Orussidae.